This is a messenger RNA of Annulohypoxylon maeteangense, 954 nucleotides long. RefSeq lists its product as uncharacterized. The coding region runs from base 162 to 671 and encodes 169 amino acids. The transcript has 4 exons. NCBI's taxonomy places the organism in Eukaryota, Fungi, Ascomycota, Sordariomycetes, Xylariales, Hypoxylaceae. The record is from RefSeq and is a predicted model, not a curated record.
AUAAUUCACGCAAUUUCGAGGAGACGGGGAGCUGCACUAGCGGCGCCCUCAACGGUGGAGACAGUAGCCGAUAUAAAUGAGACAAAUGAGACAUCCGCCAAAGAAAGUCCGGCGAUCUAUUAUAUAAAGAUGCUUUGUUACCUCGAUCUAGGUCAAUAUUAAUGUGUUCCAUUACGGUGCUCGCCAUCCUCUUAGCCCCUCUAGGGGUCUUUGCCUCUUCCGACUCCCCUAACCCUCCAAGCGGUACCAUGGCUUUGCCUUCUGUCGAACCGCCAAACAUGGUACACGAUGCUGUAGAAACCAUUGCCACGCCACAACCAUGCGCAUUCAUAAACCCACUACCCAGCGAGGAAGAGACUCGGACGCGAUUCGACCAGUUCGCCAACGCUUUCAUGGUAAAGCACAACCUCACGGAAGCGUUCGAAUACGUAUCCUCAAUAUACAUAAAUCACUCCCCCCUUUCACCGGGUGACGGUCCUGAUAUCGCUCUAUCUACCUUGUCCACGUUUUGGGACCACAUACAGAUCACACCCCUCCAUCAAAAAUUCGAAGGAAACAUGGGAUGGAUCAAUUAUAAUGCCAUGCCUAAGGGUGUAAUCACAGACCGGUUCAGAUGGGAGGCAGGCUGUAUUGUUGAACACUGGGAUGAAGACCAGUUCCCUAAUAAAUGAGCUAUAUAUGAGAUGAGAUAGUCUUAUUGGCGGUGAUCGAUAGAUAGUGGCUUGGUGACUCGGGCGGUGAUUUGACGAUUGAUGCGGUAUAGAUCUGAUCCUUUUGUCUUAACUUGUUAAGCUGGAGCAGAUUAGGUACUGUAGGUGCUUGCGUAUCACAAUUUGAUUGGCGCCGUAAGGGGUGGCUAGAUGUGCGUCAUCUUACUUGAUGUCUUAGACCAGUAUGUGUUCAUGUUAUAUUAGCUUGGAUGUGAGUAACCAUACAGAUGUACGUAAACCUUGC